AAGGGAAAAUAGACAGCCUGAACUCUUUAAACAAAGUACUUCCUACUAAUGACUUCUUAAUCACAGCACUCCUGAAAUUUCACCCACUACGAAGCAAAAAGUCAAUUUCCCCUUCGACUUGUCAUACAUGUUGUGCGUAACAAACGUAAUGCGUCCUAAACGCUCCAUGUUGUAGUCCUUCCUGGUCGAAGAGUGGAGGAUUUACGGCCGCGUUGUUAUCUUUAGUGCAAGCGCAACACGUUUAAAUGCAAGGUGUCUCAUAGCAUCGCUCUUCAAAUAUAACAUGCAGGUGACAAUACAAUAACAUGGCUUUAAUUCAGGAUGCCAACAUGUUCCCACGCGACUUUGCGUGGGGAGCUGGAACUGCUGCAUAUCAAGUAGAAGGUGGCUGGCAGGCAGAUGGCAAGGGACCAAGUAUCUGGGACACAUUUUGUCAUGAGAAAGGCAGAGUGUUUGGGGACCAGAGUGGAGAUGUCGCCUGUAACAGCUACGAGCUGUGGGAGAGGGACCUGGAGUGUAUCCAGCAGCUUGGACUGACGCACUAUCGCUUUUCGCUUUCCUGGUCCCGCCUGCUGCCUGAUGGGACUACAAGACAUGUUAACCAAAAAGGUGUGCAGUACUACAACAAGGUGAUAAAUGAUUUGGUGGGCUGUAAUGUUUCCCCAAUGGUAACACUCUACCACUUCGACCUGCCUCAAGCUCUCCAAGACCAGGGUGGCUGGAAGUCUCCAUGUAUAGCAAGCCUAUUUGAGAGCUACGCCAAGUUUUGCUUCCAAACAUUUGGUGACCGCGUCAAACUCUGGAUCACUAUCAAUGAGCCGUAUGUCUGCGCCAAACUGGGCCAUGAGGAUGGCAUCCAUGCUCCAGGGUUGAAAGAACCGGGGGUUACUGCCUACCUGGUGGGUCAUAACAUGCUGCGUGCCCACGCCAUGGCCUGGCACGGCUACAACUCUUAUUUCAGGACAGCGCAGCGGGGCUUGGUGUCUCUGGCCAUCAACAGUGACUGGAUUGAGCCUUUAAACACACAUUGCGAAGAGGAUAUUGCCGCAACUGAACGCUACCUUGCAUUCACUCUGGGGUGGUUCGCCUGGCCUCUGUUUGUAACUGGAGAUUAUCCAGAAAUAAUGAGAUCUGCCAUUGAUGCAGAAAGUAAGAAAUUGGGAUACAACGGCAGCUCGAGACUGCCCAGUUUCUCAAAGGAUGAACCCACCAUUUUGGGCACAGCUGACUUCUUUGCGUUGAACUACUACACGUCUCGUAAAAUCAAGCAAGGAGAAGGUUGUGGAAAUAUUUUGUGCAUGAAGAGCGACAGAGAUGCUGGAGAAGUUUUAGAUGCGUCCUGGCCUAUUUGCGGUGUUUCCUGGCUUGCUGUUGUGCCCGAUGGUUUAAGGAAACUUCUCAAGUAUAUCAAGGACACGUUUAAAAACCCAGCAGUCUACAUCACAGAGAACGGCUUCUCUCAGGUGGGGCCGCUGCAAAUUGAGGAUGAUCAACGAUCAAAGUUUUACAAGGACACCAUUAUGGAAAUUGCUAAAGCUGUCCAGGCAGACAGGGUCGACAUCCGUGGGUAUUUUGCAUGGACGCUGCUGGACAACUUUGAAUGGGCCGAUGGAUACAGUGUUCGCUUUGGAUUGUACCACGUGGACUUCGAGGAUGAAAAGCUAAGCCGAACCAUGUACCAGUCUGGGCGGGAGUACUCAAAGAUUAUCUUGAAACAUAAAUUCAGUCAGUGAAGAUAAACAAUAGAGGAACAGAAAGAUCAUGUCAUUUUUGAAUACAUUCGACAUAAACUAACAGUUUUUGCAUUUUUAAGUCAAACCAGUUCAACUGGUCAACAAGGCCUCUGCUUUCUUUCGCAGAAAUCCUAAAUGUAAAGUACUCUUUUGUCUUCGACUUGUGUUACAGUUAAAAAGGUCAGGCUUCGGUCCAAAAAAUGGGCUUACAUGGUUGCCUUCACAGAAAAUCUGACUUCAAGUGAGGGGAAGUGAUGACAUGAGCGCAGACUUGUUUCAAUGGAAUGCAAAUUAGUAUUCUGCCCUGCUUGGCUCCCAGUCAGCCUGUAUGAGGAGUUUAUGGAGAGGGGAGACUUCCUCGCAGCUGUAACACCAAGCUGUCACAACCACCUCAAGAGGCUGCAGGGGGAUAUGUAUACAUGCUUUGUUUUGUACAGGAUUUACAGCAUUAUCAAUGGUGGUAUCCGCUUGAAUAGCAACAUUGUGACUUGCCUGUGUAUGUGUAUGCACACGGUGUAUCUUGGUGUAACAUGACGCGAUAUGACCGUCUAUCUCGCAUCUCUAAGAGCUUAUCUUCUCCUUCAAUCUACCGGUGAGAGACAGAUGAAUGUGUCUUUGGUACACAGCUACCAUGAUGAACUUCAAGACACACAGUGCAUAAUACCUUGCAUUGUGCUCUGGAGGUUUCAGGUUGAGCGAAAGGUUUAAGUCAGUAAAUGUAGUGAUGCAGGGACUAAUCUGAGGAAAAGACCAUGCCUAAACAUGGUCUGCUGAGAUAACACUUUUACUUUGAAAGGGCAAAGACGAAUGACAAAAAAGUACUUUGGAUGCACUUGUAAUAAAGAUUUGGAUGAAAUGGCAUCAUGACUUCUUUGAUAAAGUUACUUGACAUACCAAGGGAAAUAAAUCACAUUACACAAUCUGUUUCUUUUAUUCCAAAACUUG
Messenger RNA from Notolabrus celidotus (New Zealand spotty), 2678 nucleotides. It is a transcript of the gene gba3, whose product is annotated as glucosidase, beta, acid 3. Gene Ontology annotation, biological process: carbohydrate metabolic process. Gene Ontology annotation, molecular function: hydrolase activity, hydrolyzing O-glycosyl compounds. The record is from RefSeq and is a predicted model, not a curated record. Lineage: Eukaryota; Metazoa; Chordata; Actinopteri; Labriformes; Labridae. The transcript has 5 exons. Bases 306 to 1733 code for a protein of 475 amino acids.